Notothenia coriiceps (black rockcod) is the source of this 990-nucleotide messenger RNA. RefSeq names its product phospholipase B domain containing 1b (gene plbd1b). Gene Ontology annotation, cellular component: extracellular region. Gene Ontology annotation, biological process: phospholipid catabolic process. The transcript is spliced from 6 exons. Gene Ontology annotation, molecular function: glycerophospholipase activity. The record is from RefSeq and is a predicted model, not a curated record. The annotation marks the transcript as partial. Lineage: Eukaryota; Metazoa; Chordata; Actinopteri; Perciformes; Nototheniidae.
CUGGGGUGAUCUCUUUUUCUUUUUUUCUGGGAAAAAGGAAACUGCCGAGAAGAUGCGCGCUGUGUCAGAAAAUGUGUGCAAUUGAAAGGAUCAGCCACCAGAAAAGAAGCACCCCGUCGGUUCUUGAGAAAUCGCGGCUCUGUGCUGAAAUAAGAACAUUUAUUUCCUAGUUAACAGCUAACAUGGAGACCAUUGAACUGUGCAUGCUGCUGCUGAGCACUUUGGCUGCAUCGGUGCAAACUUACCAGCUCCGAGAGGCCACCGUGUAUUGGGACGCUGCCCAGAAAAGUGUACUCCUCAAGGAGGGGGUGAUGGAGAGCGAGGGGGGGGCCUACGGGUUCUUCAAUGACACCCUGCUGCUCUCGGGAUGGGGCGUCCUGGAGAUCUCUGCAGGUCAUGGAGCAGGAAGUACGCAGGAAGACGAGACCACUUUCUUCCUGGCGGGGUACCUGGAGGGUUAUCUCACUGCUGGACAGAUGUUCAGUCAUUACUCCAACAUGUACCCUCAGUUCCUGAAGGAUGAAAAGGUUCUGAAUCCUCUGAAAAGGUUUUUAAGCAAGCAGGACCAGUGGUCCAGAGAGCAGGUGAGACUGAGGAGACACAGCGACCCCCUCUGGAAACACCUGGGACUGAUCCUGGCUCAGCUGGAUGGUCUCCAGGCCGGAGCGGCACGCUGGGCCAAGAGCAAACACAGAGAGCCUCUCUCAGCGUUCGCCCUGCAGUUUCUGAAUGGCGUUGGCGACCUCCUGGAUCUGGUCCCGUCUCUGACGCCUCGCUCCAACUCCUCCUCAGCGGCCGGCGCUCUCAGGACGCCGGGCAUGGGCCACUGCACGGCUCUCAUCAAGGUUCUUCCGGGCUUUGAGAACCUGCUGUUCGGACACUCCAGCUGGUACACGUACGCAGCCACCAUGCGCAUCUACAAACACUGGGACUUCAGGGUGUCCGACACACACACCGCCACUGGGAAGAUGUCCUUCAGCAGCUACCCUG